Molecule: messenger RNA, 1107 nt
Organism: Didymodactylos carnosus
Lineage: Eukaryota; Metazoa; Rotifera; Eurotatoria; Philodinida; Philodinidae
Source: the annotation of a GenBank genome assembly
AUGGAUCGUUAUGAAUUUGAAACAAAUCGUGAUCCAUUAGGUCAUCAAACAACAUCAAUAUUUCCCUAUUGGAUAUCUAUAACAGAAAAUCAAAUGCCCUAUUUAUAUCCAACAUGUCUAUCGUCUGGCAUUGUAUUUUCAUUAUUAACAAUGAUAGCAUUAGCUCAACAUGUUUAUUUAACAUCAAAACCCUAUUUAUUUAUUCAAUCAAUUAUUGAUACAAUAUUUUUAAUUAUUGGUGUUAUAUUAACUUUACCAAAAUAUUAUCAUUUUAUACCAACAUUUUAUAGUGGAAAAAUUUAUAUAAAUGCUUUACAUUAUGCAUGUUGGUUCAUUGUUAUAUGGAUAUUUAUUAUUGCAUGUUUAGAUCAUACAGUUACAUGUAUUCAAUCAAAUGGAUAUAAUGAAAAAUUAUUUUGUUCACCAUUUAAAUCAAGAAAUAUAAUUAUUUUAAUUAUAAUUAUGGGUACAAUAUCAGCUAUACCACAAAUAUUUGCAUGGGAACCAACAAAUGAGAAUACAUUUCGUCCAACAAAUUUAAAAACAUCAUUUUUAUAUGAACAAAUUUAUUUUUGGUAUAUACAAAUUAUUGUUUUAUUUAUACCAUUAUUUUCAAUUUUUGUAUUUAUUGGUGCAUUAUUAUAUACAUUUUGUAAAAAACGAGAACAUUAUUUAUUAAAUGAUCAUGAUCAACAUCAACAUAAUCAUAUAUCUCAUUAUACAAUAAAUUAUGGAAAUAAUGAACAAGAUAGUAUUCAACGAUUAAAUAAUCGUGAAAGACAAAAUUUAAGUAAAUUAUUUUUAUUUAGUUGUUUUUUACAUCUAUUAUUAGUUAUGCCCUAUUCAUUUGUCAUUUUUUUUGGUAAAUUAUUUUCACGUGAACAAGAAUCAAAACAUAAUACAACAACAACAACAACAACUGGAUCAUUAGGACGAGAAAUAUUAAUUGCUUAUGAUACAUCAUUAUUACUCGUUUAUAUUAAUAUUUUAAUGAGAUUUUUUGUCUAUAUUAUAUUUAGUGGAAAGUUUCGUCUAUGUUUACGAAAAAUAUUUACAUGUAGAAGUUGUUGCUGUUCUAGUAACAAAAAAAAUUUAGAUGAUGUUUAA